Triplophysa dalaica is the source of this 5195-nucleotide messenger RNA. RefSeq names its product mitogen-activated protein kinase 10 (gene mapk10). The record is from RefSeq and is a predicted model, not a curated record. The transcript is spliced from 14 exons. The coding region runs from base 501 to 1805 and encodes 434 amino acids. Gene Ontology annotation, cellular component: nucleus; cytoplasm. NCBI's taxonomy places the organism in Eukaryota, Metazoa, Chordata, Actinopteri, Cypriniformes, Nemacheilidae. Gene Ontology annotation, molecular function: JUN kinase activity; ATP binding. Gene Ontology annotation, biological process: protein phosphorylation; JNK cascade.
AAUCUACUCACGCUCCUCUAAAUCUCCUCACCCCUGGCUUUGACGUCAUUACGUGCUCCCUCCGGUUGCCACGGCAACCCGUCUCCGCCCCCCUUUCCCAUCCCUAUGCUGGUAGGAUCCAUUAAUGGUACAAGCAGCAUCCUGCAGCACAAUGGUCGCAGGACGGUGAGCGCGCAGUGAUUCAGCAUCGCAACGCAGACAUCCACUCUCUGCUUUCAUUUUAUUAACGUUUAUUUCCGUUUGACAGUUUUUCGUCAUCAUCGUGAUCUUUAAAACCGUCGCGUGCUGGAAUGUUUUGAAUAGGACUAGACUGUCACCGGACCGGGAUCGUCGGGCAUCUGGCACGGAAUGGUAUUUAUGAACAGACAUUUCUUAUAUAACUGCAGUGCUCCCGUCCUGGAUGUGAAGAUUGCCUUUUGUCAGGUGUGUGUUCCAUACAGGUCAAUUAAAAGGGUUUUGGCAAACAAGUUGAUGUUUCUUACAUUGCCCAGCAUUACAACAUGAGCAAAAGCAAAGUGGACAACCAGUUCUACAGCGUGGAAGUAGGAGAUUCCACCUUCACGGUUCUCAAAAGAUACCAAAAUCUAAAGCCCAUUGGUUCUGGGGCUCAGGGAAUAGUGUGUGCUGGAUAUGACGCAGUCCUGGACAGAAAUGUGGCUAUUAAGAAACUCAGUAGACCCUUUCAGAACCAGACUCACGCCAAAAGAGCAUACAGGGAGCUGGUGCUUAUGAAAUGUGUCAAUCACAAAAACAUCAUCAGCUUAUUAAAUGUCUUCACACCACAGAAGUCUUUAGAGGAUUUUCAAGAUGUUUAUCUGGUUAUGGAGCUGAUGGACGCAAACCUUUGCCAGGUGAUUCAGAUGGAAUUGGAUCAUGAAAGAAUGUCCUACCUUCUCUAUCAGAUGUUGUGUGGAAUCAAACACCUGCACUCAGCCGGCAUCAUACACAGGGAUCUGAAACCUAGCAAUAUUGUGGUGAAGUCCGAUUGUACGCUGAAGAUCUUGGACUUUGGGCUGGCGAGGACCGCUGGCACUAGUUUUAUGAUGACCCCCUACGUAGUGACACGAUACUACAGGGCUCCAGAGGUCAUUUUGGGAAUGGGCUACAAAGAGAACGUGGAUAUUUGGUCGGUUGGUUGCAUCAUGGGAGAAAUGGUGCGCCACAAAAUCCUGUUCCCCGGCAGGGACUAUAUCGACCAAUGGAAUAAGGUUAUAGAGCAGCUCGGCACGCCCUCUCCCGAGUUCAUGAAGAAACUACAGCCAACUGUGCGUAACUACGUGGAAAACAGGCCAAAAUAUGCCGGUCUGACCUUCCCGAAACUCUUCCCAGAUUGCCUCUUCCCUGCUGACUCUGAGCACAACAAACUCAAAGCCAGUCAGGCCAGAGACUUGUUGUCUAAGAUGUUGAUCAUUGAUCCCGCCAAGCGGAUAUCUGUGGACGAGGCUCUGCAGCACCCCUACAUCAAUGUGUGGUAUGACCCGGCUGAAGUGGAGGCAGCCAGGAAUCAUCACAUAUCUAUGCCUCCUCCACAGAUCUAUGAUAAACAGCUAGAUGAGAGGGAACACUCGAUCGAUGAAUGGAAAGAGCUCAUCUAUAAAGAGGUGAUGAACUUCGAAGAGAGAACUAAGAAUGGUGUGGUGAAGGGACAGCCCUCUCCCUCAGGUGCAGCCGUGAAUAGCAGCGAGAGCCUCCCUCCCUCCUCGUCCGUCAACGAUAUCUCCUCCAUGUCCACCGACCAGACCUUGGCCUCCGACACCGACAGCAGCCUGGAGACCUCCGCAGGACCGCUGGGGUGCUGCAGGUGACUAACCGCCUGCCUGCGCAACCCCUUGUUCUUCAGAAGGUGAACGGGGCGCGCGAACCCCCACCGAUCUGCGAGCUCUCAAAACGUAAAAGAAAUGAAAAUGUGGUUUCAAAAAAAUCUAUAUAAACGUAAAAUGUGCAUCAUCGAAUUGCAAGAAUGCAUUUUCAUUCAAAGAAAACGACGUCUGAAUAUGUAUAUUGACGAAUCUUCACUAGUUGCUUUGAAUCCCCCUGGUAUGGCAUUUCAAAAAAAGUAAAAUAGGAGGUACAGUCAUCGGGCAUCUCUUUAAAGUGUACAUUUUGUCUGGCUGAUAUCUAACACUUUGCGAAUUUCUGUGCUUUGGUGGAUGCGGCAGGGUGGGCUUUUAUUUUAGUACCGACCACCUAUUUUCUUCCUUGAUGUGAUGCUUUUUCGCUCGUGCGUACAUUUCUGGGCGGCUUCGGACAGGCUGGUGUGUUCAAUGUAAAGUGUCGCCCCCUAUCUUUUGUAUAUAUGUAAUUGUGUACAGCAGCGAGGCAACGGGACUGUCGGCCAGUAGAGGGAGCACCUGCGCACCUUGCCACAUCACAGCUGCCACCUGUUCCCCUUUGCCUGUAGUCUUGCAUGGUCAGAGAAAAUACAAACGUAAUAAGCUAACAUAUACCAAUAUAGAGAAUCCUUGUUUAUAUAACUUUUAAAUGAAGCGGAUAAGGGAACGAGCGUGGGCCGGUUUUCUCGCUCAAUAGGAAGCCAUUGGGGGGGUACAAGCGUCCUCUCUCCCAGCUUUGUAUAUUAAGGAUCAUUUUCAACAGUCCUGGCUUCGUAUUUGUGAUACUCACCCUGUCCGCCUCAUGGGCGGGGCCUUGCAUGCUGUAACUUCACCACAGAAGGACGUUUCUGUGUGCCACAGAUUUGGGUUGAAGAGGGACGUUCCAUCGCCAACUCGUUGCAUAGACGAACGCAGGUUGAACGCAUGUGUCUCACCCCCUCUAACAAUAUGUUCCCCGUUUGCAUCCGCAUACACUAAUCUCAUUCCUCAAAUCUGUGUUGUCUGAACUUGCUUACUACCUAAACACGGAGCGUAUAGUUAAUCAUUUCAUAGUAGGAGUUUAUUUAUUAAACCUAUUUAUUGUUGGAGCUGAAUUUGGGAAGUGCCUUUGAUGUAAUGCAGUUUCCUCUCAUAAAACACGAAUAGGCCUACAGUUACUGUGCUGUAAGGGAAUCUGUGAAGGUGUUGCCCAGGUGGUGACUGUGUCACUGAUGGUGUCGGAUGUGCCAGGUCUGUUUACCCAAUCCCUCAAAAGAUCCCCGUUCGUGUCAAUUCUUUAGUGUAGAGAUUUGUUUGUUAAUUCAGUUUUCUGAUGGAAGUCAAUGUAUGUGUAGACUUAAGAACAAGACCCCAGAAACUACAGUGACCCCGAAAGUAUUUGGACACUUUAGCCAAAACGUAUAAAAGUCAAGUCUGCGUUAAAACUAAUUUUACUUAUCUUCCAACUGCGCCCAAAAUGAUUAUUCUUUUUUUUAUGAAAUGAUGUAACAACAGGUGUAGUUAAAUACAUUACCAUACCUAAAAAAUGCCACUGGGUUUGAUAUUUUGUUAUCUAAUGGAGUGACAUUCAUACUUUUUAAUGUGUGGUUUAAAUGUCCACAUUUUUGGGGACACUGUAUUUUCCAUCAAUGUAACCCAAGUAAUGUAGUUUCACCUUUCAAACGCACACAACUGAUGUUUUUAGUAAUAGGUAAAGAUAAGCUUCAUUGAAUAAACACAAUUAAGAACCAUUGAAAAUAUAAUAUUUAAGUUGUGCGCUUUGUUUUGUAUUUUGUCCAGUAUGAUCUGUGUACUAAAACAUUUAAAUAAACUGGUGAAAUUCACACGAUUUUUGUUUUUGUAACUUAAAUCAUUUGACCUUUUAUUGGCCUACACUCAUGUUUUUUUCUAUUUAUUGUUUCAGUUGUCAUUUAUAUUUUUAAUAACACAUCAGGCUAUUUUGCAUUAACGUUUACCUUAUUCCACUUUGGUACAUGCUUGUGUUUGUUUUGAUCAUUGAAACACCUAAAAAGAAACAUUGCUCAGUUUCAUUUUUAGUUGAAUGACAAGCAAGUCACACCUGUGAUAUCAUUCCUCGACCAUUAUUUGCGAAAUAUUUUACUGCAUAUUCUGACAACAGCUAAAUAAAAUCGUUCAGGUGCUCCUCUCUUAAGUGUAAAAAACCUUAAGCCAUUCAAUUCUUAGUAAACGGUUGUGCAAGAAUAGCACCACAAAACCCAAAUUCGAAUUGCCAAUUUUUUGCCGUUAGAAUCAGCAUCAAAUUUUCAUUUGUACAAGAAGCCGACACAUACGAUACAAAUACAUAUCAUCUUUGAAGGACAGAGGGGUUCUGGGAGGUCUCCGGUCUCUUCUUAUUUGGCUGCUGACGAUUUUACAACAGGGUGGACAUGUACACGUAAACACAGUAGCUUUUGUAUUUCGAUUGUUAGAAUUCAAUACUAAUUGUAAAUGGUUGCGUUGUGUAUCAAAUCUGUUGACUGCAUUUCAUUCUAGAAUAGACAGACAAAAAUGUGAUUUGUCAUCUUGCAUUUUAUACUGGUUGUUUUACAACGAUAGGACCCGUUUAUGGAUAGCCGUUGGGUCACACACAGGGUUGAUUUCUGAACUCAUGUCUAGAACUUCUAUUUGGAAAAUGGCACUAUUUAACCAGUCGUUAUGAAAUGUGAACAACUAAUAAAUUCCUGAAAGGUCUUGCGUAAAAUGUUGGAACAAGUUCGAAUUUCAGUCCAGGAGUACGGUAUCCCAUGGUGAUUCAAGUGAAAUGGUUGAAACUGCGGGGAUCAUUUGUCAGAAUGCAUUGAUUAAUGUGGAUGUCAACACUGAAUGUUCAACGUACUUUUCACACUGUUAUAAUCCUGCUUCGGUCGUCACGGCGACUUUAAUGAAACCAGCGUCCAUUAUACUUACAGCUGAAAAAUCAAACAGUGAUAUAAUGUGAUGUCACAAUAUGGUAAAAAGUACUGAAUUGUAGAGAUGAAUUAACCGAAGUGCUGUAUUGUAAAGUUUGACUUUGUCUUGUAACAGUGAAGGUGCAGUCCGUGAGCAGGAACCGUAGGAAUGAAGACGUGCUUUUAUGAUGUCAUAAUUGAACUGAUUGGUCGAGGUCGUAUAAGAAACAUCACACUUUUCACCACAGAAUCGUAUAACUUAUUCCCAGUAUUUUUCCUUUUCAUACAGAUUUGUCAUAAUUGUCAUAUGUAGAUCCCUCAUUAUCUAAUCUUAUAUUGUCGUCAAAUAAACGCAUGAUCACUCGACAAAACAAUCCAAUAGUUCAUCUGUCAUAUUUGAAAUGAAAUUCAUAUUAGUGCAUAUUUUAUUGAAAACGAACUGCACAAUAUAUACACCAUUGAUAAAAUCAUUUCA